Molecule: messenger RNA, 2046 nt
Organism: Bacidia gigantensis
Lineage: Eukaryota; Fungi; Ascomycota; Lecanoromycetes; Lecanorales; Ramalinaceae
Exons: 4
Coding region: 1-2046 (681 amino acids)
Biological process (GO): translational initiation
Cellular component (GO): cytosolic small ribosomal subunit
Molecular function (GO): tRNA binding; translation initiation factor activity; mRNA binding
Source: RefSeq, a predicted model, not a curated record
AUGGCCAGCCCAACACAAUUUGCGUAUCGGACGCCCAAAGACGUUGGUAUAAUACAAGGCCCGCCCACAUACGAAGCACUGCAGGGGUUCGAACCGGUAACAGUAGCAGAGACAUCGACGGGAGCCGCGGCCGCUAUCUUGCCAACGCAGAACGUGUUCGAGAUCGGCUUUUCGCCCCUCGGAACGUAUAUCAUCACAUGGGAAAGACCCUCCAAAGACGACUGCGGUGAUGCGACUAAGAAUUUAAAGGUUUGGCGAGUGGUUGAGGGCAGCCAGGAUGUCGCGGGGAGUGAGUGCAACGUCGUCGGGCGCUUUGUACAAAAGUCUGCAACGGGGUGGAACCUGCAAUACACCCACGAUGAGCUCUACUGUGCUCGGGCAGUCACCAAUGAGGUACACUUCUAUCAGAGCAGUGAUCUUGCAAUUGUCUGGAACAAGCUACGUGUGGAGGGACUUACAGACUUUGCCAUUUCAUCGGGUCAUAAUCCCGCCAUUGCUGUGUUUACACCGGAACGCAAAGGCCUCCCAGCAUCAGUCAAGAUCUUUGGUGUUCCCCAAUUCACUGCGCCAAUGUCACAAAAGAAUUUUUUCAAGGGCGAUAAAGUACAGCUAAAAUGGAACAAAGAUGGCACGAGCCUGAUAGUCCUGGCGCAAACCGACGUAGACAAGUCUGGGAAGAGUUAUUAUGGUGAGACGACACUGUACCUACUCAGCGCAGAGGGCGAUUUUGAUUCGAGGAUAGGGCUUGGUAGGUUCUCUGGCAAUCUAAAAGGAAGUCAUCUUUCGCUGAUGCGUGCCACAGAUAAAGAUGGGCCUAUUCACGACGUGACGUGGUCUCCAAACUCUAAAGAAUUUGGCGUAGUGUACGGUUAUAUGCCCGCGAAGACGACUCUAUUCAACACUGAGGCCAAAGCGACCUAUACAUUCCCCCUUAGUCCACGUAACACAAUAUUAUUCUCGCCCAACGGAAGACUCGUCCUUGUUGCAGGCUUUGGCAAUCUAGCUGGCCAAAUGGACGUGUAUGACUUAGAAAAGGAUCACACCAAAAUCUGCGCAAUUGAGGCUAGUAAUGCAAGUGUCUGCGAGUGGAGUCCUGAUGGCCAGUUUAUCCUAACUGCGACAACGAGUCCUCGACUUCGUGUCGACAAUGGGGUCAAGAUCUGGCACGUUGGAGGUGGACUAAUGUAUACGAAGGACUUACAUGAGCUUUAUCAUGUUAUCUGGAGACCUCGGUCAACGGUUUCGCCCUUCUCGGACACCCCAGACGCGUUGCCUAUCCCACAUACAUCUGUACUUGAGUAUAUGGGUAAAGUGAGAACCCCAGUCAAAGCGGCGGGUGCCUACCGACCACCAGGAGCUAGAGGCCAGAUCACCCCCCUUGCCUUCAAGAGGGAGGACGAGGGUGGUGCGGCUUAUGUUAGCAAUGGAAGUUUGUCGCAGGGUAUCAGCAUGAGCAAUUUUGGAAAGGCCAGAAGGCGGGAAGUUCCCGGCGCGGAUCCGGUUGAUAAAGAUGGACAAUUCACGCGAAAUGUUUCGGUAGACGACGAGCAUCUCUCAAAAGCGGCGGCAAAAAACAAGAAAAAAAGAGAUGCAAGGAAGGCCAAAGACCCCACGCCCGAAUGUGUCAACAUUGCGAGUUCAACAGAUGAAACGACGAUUGCUCACGCAUCUCCAAGUCGGCCACCCAGAGCAGACGGAGCAAACGGAAGUCAGAAACCAAAACCCUUAGCUAUCGGAGAGACCAGCCCACAGCCGCGACAAGCAGAUCUUGGAUCUCACAAACGGUUGCCACGUGCAGGAGAGGUCAAAGACACUGUUAUUGCAACGCCGAGAGGAGGCACUACGGCAAUCCCAGGUGCAGGAGAUGGUGGAGGUGUCAGCCUCCAUGACAAAAAAAUCAGGGCGUUGCUCAAGAAGUUGAGAGCGAUCGAUGAUUUGAGGAUGAGGAGAGCUGGUGGUGAAAUACUAGAGGGGACGCAAAUCAAGAAGAUGGACACCGAAGAAGCUGUCAGAAAGGAGCUCGAAGAUUUAGGCUACCAAGAAUAA